Adineta steineri is the source of this 282-nucleotide messenger RNA. The record is from the annotation of a GenBank genome assembly. Lineage: Eukaryota; Metazoa; Rotifera; Eurotatoria; Adinetida; Adinetidae.
AUGUCUCACAACGUUAGUUCAUCACUUCUUGUUGUACCAGUUGGUUUGCAGCAGCAUACAGUAGUACGUACACAACAUCGUGGACUACAACAACAAGGACCACAGCAUGAAUCACAGCAAGGAUCACAGCAAGAGCCACAACAAGAACCACAACAAGGAUCACAGCAUGGAUCACAGCAUGAACUACAGCAUGAAUUACAACAAGGACUGCUGCAACAACCACAACCGCAACCGCAACAUGAUGAACGACAACAGGCUGGCAUAUUAAUAGUAAUAAUGUGA